GGCGCGUGCAAGCACGUGUCUUGCGCAGCUCAGCCUGGGAGAGCUCGUGACUUGAAGAGAAGACGCUCGUUUUGGUCAGACGCAGGUCCCGCCAUGGCUCCGUUGCUUCUGGACUCUGCGAGCGCCGUGACCCUCCCCGUGUGGCCGCUCGUCCUGAUUGUGGCCGCUGCCUCCUUGUCGUUGGUGCUGCUGAUCGCGCUGUGUGCCCGCUGCAAUCGGGCAGAGGAUUGUAAAGAAAAUGGCGUGAACGUGGUACUCACCAACGCGGUCCACGGUGAAAGAGUCCAGCAAGGGCACCUGCUUGGCGCAGACGAGGAGACCAACGGAGAAGUGACGAAUGGCACCGGCGCAGCACAGGAGCAGGAGGACCCGAGCCCGGGCAGCGCCACGGAACGGCAGGACGACGAGAGUGCGGAUCCGGUCGCUGGCGACGACAAUCCGGACAAGGCGGCGGACGAACCCCCGUCGCCCAAGGCCACCUUGUGUUGCCCGAGACGACAGCGGCGGUGGGGCCGGAAGGGAGAGGGCCGCGACGCCGCGACGGUGGCGCGGAGAGACUCGGGGGCGGACGAAAAUCUCUACGAGGACGUGGAAGACUCCGUCAGGGGAUUGGUUCAGGAGGAGGGGACCCAGCCGACCCCGGCGCCGCAACUCCCCGAGUCGCGGGGUCAGGUGGCCCCGCAGGCCGAGCCCUGCUACGCGGAGGUCCGGAAGAAGACCAAGGAGGGCGGCGCCGUGAAAUCGACCCCGAGGGAAAACAAAAAGAUGGUGGCGUUCAAGGACGGCGAGUGCCACGGGGAUGGUGAAGAGCUGGCGCCUCCGCCGCCGGAGAAGACCUGGGCGCAGGGGGAGAAGAAUCAGCAGCGGGCACAGGAGGGGGGGAACGCCCCUGCCAGCGCCAGCAAUCCGACUGCAAGCGGCAGCGGUGGACAGGCGCCGCCGAGGGAAGCCGAGGUCCUGUACGCCACGUUGGAGGAGGUGGGAGCUGGAGGAGAGGUGGCGGUGGCGAACGCGAGCGAUCGGGCGCCGCCACCCCAGAGGCCACCGUCUGUGCAGCGGCCCAUGUCCCUGCCGCGGAACAACGAGACGACGCACAUCACGUACGCCGAGGUGAGGCUGCAGCCGGCGAAGAGCGAGGAUCCGCAGCGGAGGAGCAGCUCGGAGGUUCACUACGCCACCAUCAUCGGCACCGUCAGCGGUGACAGCGAGUGCUUGUACUCCACCGUGCAGCAGGCCAUGCCUGCCUCGAGGAAAUAAGUGGCAUAGCCCCCCGCCCCCGCCCCCCCACGCCUGACUGCCGAUUGUUAUUUUUUUUAUAUAUAUAAAUUUUCGUUAAAAAACCACGUGCCGAUUAUGACCCCAACACUUCAUAAUCAAACACGGUCUUAACCCUUUCACGUUCCGAAAGACGGUCUGCAAGCUGCAGGGUGGGUGUCCCGUUCACCGCCGAAUCUCGGAACACGCGAGCGGUUUGCGUGAAUUUUAUUUAGAGAGGCUUUGCGCCGUUGUUCUUAAAGUCUCGUCGCAGAGAACCGUAGCGACACGACCCGCGCUCUACGAUAGCUGGCGACAAACUGUGCCCCCACGCAUGGCCUUGUGGGAGCCGUGGUACGUCUUCCGUGCCGAAGACGUACCGCCUAAAGGUAUUUUGUUUUCGAACGGCAAAGGGGUUAACUCGCCAGGCAAUGCAAUCGACCUGCCCACCCCGUUUCGCACAAGGCAUAAUUUCUUACGAUAUAUUUAGAAAACAAAUCGAUAAUCCAGCAUGCUGACACAAGCACGUGCAACCCUGUCACAAUAGACGAUCGAUUGAACUCUGAGUCCAUAGGGCGAUAAGCACGGACAAUUACGUACGUCCGAAAUCAUCACCACGAUGCAGCAAAGCGCGUUGAUGAAUUCAGGUGCGCCUCCUAGGUCAGGUCGUGAUACGAGCAGACAAGGUGGGCCGUCGUGCAGCGGCUAUGCUUCGCGUGCGCACAAUCAACGAUAAGCACUUCGUCUUUUCACAUCGGGCUCGGAGUCAAGCCGACUAAACUUUCAGGGGUUCCUUGUUGUUGUUGUUGUCGUUUUCUAUUCCAUGACGACUUUAUUUAUGAGACUACGGCAUGGGCGAUGAGAAACAAAACUGCAUGGCCGCAAUGAGUUUGGCACACGGGAGGCAUUCGACAUAACACGUCUGUGUAUUUGUACGAUGUAUAUUUGUACGAUGUAUAUUUGUACGAUGUAUAUUUGUACGAUGUAUGUUUCGUCCAGACAUCUCCCCAUAGACCGCUCCACCAGUUUCCAGGAACGAGAAGUACAAUUUUAAGUUGAUAUCAUAUGCAGUUUAAUGUGAACAAUGUCAAUAAUUGUGAACGAUUCGACCCCUUUACCGAGUCAAUUGGAUGAUAAUUGGCCCUGGAGCUGCUAAUUCAGUCUAUCAUUUCCGAUGAUCUCGGUGCAAAACUGGAGCUGCAUCUCAAUAUCAUACAAUGGAUAGGCAUGCACGCAGUUUCAUGUCCUCCCCCCCACCACAUCUCCAAUUUGUACGGCGCGAAAGAGGUUCUACAUAUGUACACGCACCCUGCCGAGCAAUGUGUGCCAGAGCCGGUGAAUCUUAUCGGACUUUCCGCUCGACUGAUAUAUCCAGAUCUGGGUCAGUUUGGGGCCAAAAUAGAGUGCAAAACUGCACGCGUAAGGCAUUGUGAUUCGAAUCUCAUUAUUCACGGCAUGCGUGUAACGGUUUUUCAAGUCAUCAAGUAAAUUCUAGUCAUAUUCUCACGGUACAAGCAUCGAUUCAUACCAUCCCACAGUCGGCGAAUGAUUUCUGCGUUAUACGUGAAUGAUACGCUCGCAUUGUUCCACGUAAACGCCACAGCGACAAACAGAAAACUGGAGGAACAAGACGGCGACGAUCGGAGAACGAUACAAAAGUGAAGACGCAACACACAACUGUUGUGUCAAGUCGAGAGCCGGAAUCGUGACAAUCCAUAGAAUUGCUGUGGUUGGUGACUCUCUGCGUGCCCACUGCCAAUGUUUGGAUAUCGCUCAUCAAUGGAUGUUAGCCGUGGCUGAUAAUGGAGCUCGGUUCACAGAGUUCAGAGGGAACUCUGCCAACAACUGCACCACUGCAAAGACAAAGAUCCCCCGUAUAGCCUGUAGUAGACUGUCUGUGCAAGUGCCGUUAGCGAGCAGCACCUAUGAAGGCCGGCACGGCACACGUGGAGGUGCGGGGGUCAGCUCUACUCCCGGCCGCCUUUGUCUCCCCAAGUGGCGAUGUUUACACAUCACAAAACCAGGUACUCGCUUUUGAGGCCGAGUCGACCUUAGGGGAGGCCAGGGACCGAUUCAGAUGAUCGCUACUGCUGUUGGCCGGGAGCGGGAAUCAAACUCGGUUGGCCGGGUUCGUUAGUGCACCCCAACCAAUUGCUCCGCCACGCAUACAAGAUGCAUGAUGAGUACAUGGUACUGAGGAUACAAACCUCUAUCGUUUUUUUUUUACCGCUCAGUGUUUCUGGAUGUCAGACGUUUCGCUGACACGUCGUUCACGAACCGAGUCGGAACAGCUCACGUUGAAGUUGGAGCAAUCCAGGACGCGCAGCGAAACGUCGAAAGUCCGGCGGAAAGCGUAAAAAGAACACGCGCGCUGUACAACUCGCACACCGAUAUCGGGAGAGCUUUUAAAAUGCAUGCGUUUGAACAAAGGCACGUCACGUGUUUUCGGGUAGAGAGGAGAGAGUGGAAGGAGAGAACGCAGCGAUUCCUGAAGAGAUAACACCCGCAAUUAUGACGGCACCCUCCGGAUCAAAUGUCUUUGCUGGUUGGCUUCUUCAUAGAGUGGAAGAGUUUGGGGGUCCAAACCACCCCCCACUCUGCCCCGCUAAGUAAUCAGACCAGGUGUGUAGAGCCGUCACACGGGCAUUCCCGUUUUGGAUAGCGUACCGUCUGGAUGGUGCGGUAUAUGUACUACGUUCUCCAGAUUCGAGACCUCCGGAAAGUGAAAGUGAAGCUCUAGAACAGACGAACGUAGCUUCGUUUGCAAGAGUGAUUUUGGGGUGGGGUGGUGACGAUGGGUAUAUGUGUAAUCCCAAUCGAGUAAUUUUCGAAUUUGGAAAAAUUUGGACCGUGUAAGACAGGGGUCGGCAACCAAAAUAACAAGAAGAGCCAUUUCUUUCCAAUUCGGUACAAAAUUCAGUAUUUCAAGAGCCGCAAUGCAUCUGAGUACAUACUGUACAUACGUACAUAUCGUCAAGAAGCAGCCCGUAAAGAGCCGCAUGCGGCUCCGGAGCCGUAGGUUGCCGACCCCUGGUGUAAGACGAACCCCAAAACGAUCUCCCGGUGUCAAUACGCCUACAGUUAUACAAAUAUGGACACACACUCUGAAUCGGAUUAUAAGACGCACCACCCCAUGAUCAUUUCAUAUGCAGAGGGAUUAAGUGCAUCUUGUAAUGUACGGUGAGAAGAAUCUUAGAACACGGUGGUGAUGUGAAGCAUGGGGUGACAUCAUUACCCGUCAACGCUCGCUCAUGUUGAACGUUUGUGCCAUGACGUCUUUUAUUUUAAAUUUCAGUGUGUACGCUUUGGUGUCAUCUGUUACGCUUGCUAUAUUUUUUAUAUCUUUUUAAUUUCAAUAAGUUUAUUGUAAUGUUUAUUUGUCGAUGUUCUAGGUACGUCAUCAAUUUAUUAUGACAUGGUUUAUAGAGUAUAUGCAGUUGUGUUGUGCCAGAAUGUAUUUUCAGUUAGAAUAUUUUAAAUAUAAAGUUUUAAUU
This is a messenger RNA of Lethenteron reissneri (Far Eastern brook lamprey), 4748 nucleotides long. RefSeq lists its product as uncharacterized. NCBI's taxonomy places the organism in Eukaryota, Metazoa, Chordata, Hyperoartia, Petromyzontiformes, Petromyzontidae. The record is from RefSeq and is a predicted model, not a curated record.